AUGUGGAAGCCCAGUCUCAAUUUCAUAAACCUUCAUUACGCAUGGAUACUAUUUUGUAGCCUGAUUUCUUUUGUCGUCCUAUAUCCGUACGGCAAUUUGAACGCCGUCGAUGUUUUCUUCUUCGGCUGCAGCAGUUCGACUGAGUCCGGUCUUAACACUGUCGAUGUCAAGGACAUGAAAACCUACCAACAGGUUUACAUCUACGUUAUCCCGAUCAUUACGAAUCUCAUGUUUGUCAACAUCGCGGUCGUUGUUGUUCGCCUUUACUGGUUUCAACAACGUCUGAGAAGCAUCGCCACCAACGAACGAGCAGAACCCGAUGAUCUGGAGGCCAACCGUCAACUAGAGAACGACAAUGACAGAGGCACACGAACUGAAAAGUCCCCCCAGACAGAACCCAUCCGCGCUACUGAGACAGAUGCGGAACAGACGUUAGAUAAGGCUGCGAUUCCAAGCCCUCCAGCCAGGUCAACCACUAUCACUUUCGACGAGAGCCUCUCUCAAACUCGACAAAAGCAUGUUGAUGAAACAGUGUUGUACGUCCCUGGCCCCAGAGACCGUGACGGUGGCCAGCCAAUGAUUGAAAUGGGCAAAGAUUGGGAUAAGGACGACGAUGCUAUCCGUCCAGUUGCAUCGUCAGCCACGGGCUUGUCUCGCCGAAGGCCGCAUAACCCCGAGGGUCCGGCUAUGCGCGCCGCCCGUUCCAUGGAGAAGGUUGCCUCGUCCGUCCUCGUCCUUGGGCGUACCAAGUCUUCGGAACGCGAGUCUCGUCGUUCUGACGCGUCAGCUCACCCACGCCCGUCAGAUCUUCCCAACUUAUCCCGCCAAGUCACCAUUGGACGCAACUCCCAGUUCUUUCAUCUGACCGAGCGUGAUCGUGAGCUCCUCGGCGGUAUCGAGUACAGAAGUUUGAAGCUUCUCCUCAAAAUCAUUUCCAGUUACUGUUUCGGACUCCAUCUCCUCGGAGUUAUCUGUCUUUUGCCUUGGAUUUUGCACGCUCCUUCCAAGUACAAAUCAUGGUUAGCGGAGAACGGCCAAGGCCAGACUUGGUGGGCUUUCUAUUCUGCCCAGACAAUGGUCAACAACCUGGGCUUUACGCUCACCCCUGACUCAAUGGCCACGUUCAAGGACGCAACCUGGCCGAUGCUCGUCAUGACAUUUCUUGCUUUUGCUGGAAACACUUGCUACCCUAUCCUUCUCCGAUUGGUCAUUUGGACCAUGUCGAAGAUGGUAAGCAAGAAGUCGGCCACGAAGGAACACCUCCAGUUUCUUCUUGACCAUCCUCGAAGAUGCUAUACACUUCUCUUUCCCAGCAAGCCGACGUGGAUCUUGUUCGGCAUACUCUUCGUGAUGAACUUUGUCGACGUCCUGUUGAUUAUUGUUCUGGACCUAGACAACCCUGCAGUCAACGACCUCGCGAUGGGCCCUCGUAUCCUAUCGGCUCUCUUCCAAGCUGCGUCAGCCAGGCACACCGGCACCGCGACUUUGAAUCUUUCCCUGGUUAACCCUGCCGUGCAGUUUAGUUUGUUGUGUAUGAUGUACAUCGCCAUCUUCCCAAUAGCUAUUAGCAUCCGUGCUUCCAACACAUACGAAGAGAGGGCCCUUGGCGUCUAUGGUGCCGACAGUCACCUUGACGAGACUGACGGCGCUUCGUACGUCACGACCCACGUACGGAAUCAGCUCAGCUUUGACUUAUGGUACAUCUUUCUCGGGACGUUCUGCAUCUGUGUUGCAGAAUCCAAGAGAAUCAUGGACCUGAAUGAACCAGUGAGCCUUCUCAGUGUUUCCAGUCUUCUUCGAGGUCGUCAGCGCAUAGCAAGUAACCCACUCCUUUAUUCUUUGAUCUGUAUCGCUCACUUAACUCGUAGUGGCAACGUGGGGUUGUCCUUGGGACAUCCCUCUGUUAUGACAUCGCUCAGCGGAGAGUUCACGACGUUCAGUAAGCUCGUUAUUUGCGCCAUGAUGAUUCGUGGUCGUCACCGCGGACUGCCAUAUGCACUUGACCGAGCCAUCAUGCUGCCAAAUGAGGGCCAGCCUCGCUCUGAGGCGUUGCAACAUAAUGGCGACAAGAGGAUGCUCACGGAAGAACUCCCUCGGGACUUUUCUCGCGCCAAAACCGUCGGCGGUGCAUGA
Colletotrichum truncatum is the source of this 2133-nucleotide messenger RNA. NCBI's taxonomy places the organism in Eukaryota, Fungi, Ascomycota, Sordariomycetes, Glomerellales, Glomerellaceae. The record is from RefSeq and is a predicted model, not a curated record.